Molecule: messenger RNA, 1410 nt
Organism: Fonsecaea erecta
Lineage: Eukaryota; Fungi; Ascomycota; Eurotiomycetes; Chaetothyriales; Herpotrichiellaceae
Exons: 2
Coding region: 1-1410 (469 amino acids)
Source: RefSeq, a predicted model, not a curated record
AUGGUGCAGAGAAGCGUCUUGGCUACCGCCGCCUUCGUGGCUGGCUCGGCAGCACAGUUUGCACAGUUUUCAUCCAGCAAUUACGCAUUAGCGGUCAAUGUCCCCUCAGACACGGCCUCGUCCGGGAGCGGCUCACUAUUUUUGCAAAUCAGUGCACCUAGCGGCACCGAAUGGGUCGGGUUUGGCCAGGGCUCUGGGAUGGCGGGCGCCAACAUGCUCGUUGUGUACGCGGCUGACAGCAACAAUGUGACUGUGUCGCCCAGAUUGGGCACCGGCCAUGUUCAACCACAGUUUAACUCAGAUGCUUCGGUCUCACUGUUGGAGGGAAGUGGCAUUGCAUCAGACGGUUCACUGGUUGCCAAUAUCCGCUGCGACACUUGCCUGAGCUGGAGCGGCGGGAGCAUGAGCCCCACGGAUUCCUCAAGCAGUUGGAUCCUUGCCUACAAAACAGGAGACCCUCUUGACUCGACCGACACCUCUGCCAACAUUAAGCAGCACGAUACCACCGGCCAAUUCACCCUGGACUUGACUCAAGGUGUUGGCGGCAGCUCAUCGAACCCAUUCGUGGCAGCAUCCAGCGACAGCUCCUCGUCCUCCGCAUCCGGCUCAGCCACGCCAUCCGCCUCUGCCCCUGCCUCUGGUUCUCCAUCUGCAAGCCAAACGCCUGCCGCCACGACGGAGUCGGGGACGGCCACCGUGAGCACCGUGGUGACACCUACUGGUGGCGUGUCAAACCCUAUUGUCAGCUCCAACCCAUCCUCGUCGAGCUCAACGGUGGUUAGCCACGGGUCGGAUGACAACAUCCGAACCGCCCACGCCGUCAUCAUGCCGUUGGUCUUUGUGGUCAUGUUCCCCUUGGCGGCUUUGACGCUCUAUCUCCCCUACAGCAACAAGGUCCGACAUAUCCAUGCCCCGUUGCAAGUCCUCAGCUUGGUAUUGAUGCUUGUGGGUCUGGGUCUGGGUGUCCAGCUCGGCAAACAGGUUGACAACCUGGACGGUUACCAUAUGGUCAUUGGGUAUAUCCUGGUCGCCUGGAUGGGUGUCUUCCAACCUACUCUUGGUCUUCUCCAGCACAUCCAUUUCCGCAAAUACGGCUCCCGGAGCGCAUACGGCCAAACCCAUCGUUGGCUCGGUCGUGCGAUGAUCUUGCUCGGUGUCGUAAACGGUGGACUGGGAUUCAAGACUGCAGGAAUGAUCGGCAGCGAUGACGUUCCUACCUAUUCAGUCGUCGUCUACAGCGUCUUUGCUGCCGUCGUCUUCAUCGUCUAUCUCGUGGUGCUCUUGUUCCCAAGCUACACGCAAAACGCCGAGUCAGCCAACAACCUCGCAGGUGAAAAGCCCCGACCAAGAUCCGAAGGCUACGAGAUGCACGGUCGUUCUUCCGACGGCGGUCGACCACGCCGUGGUUGA